CUCAAAUUCAUCAAUCCCAGUUCGCUAACUCGUGGAAAAUAUCUAGCAAGUUCCUGAUCGAUUCCAAAAGGCUAUCCUUCGACUCUGGUGCUUCUCAACAUGAUUGUGCUAUCGCUGAUUAACUCAGCAGUUUAGCUCCUUAUUCAGAAUGAUUGCUGGAACUUGUGAAUCAGUCGAUGACGUUAACGGUGUCGCGAAUGUGAGGGAGUUCAAUGGUGGAUCUCUGGAAAAUGCUCUUCAAGAUCCCCAUGCUGCGAUUUUAAUUUCAAUCUUUGCUGCAAGAGAUGAAAAAGCCUGGUUUUCCUUCAAAGAGAAGUGCCGUUACUGAGAGAGUGAAUUAGCAGGCAAAGAGCAGUCUUGGGAUUGUAGGAAUAUCUCGUUGGCCUAUUUGCUGUUGCGCAAAUUAGAAGGAAUAUCAGCAAUCGUUUAGGCCAAGCAGGAAUAGUUGAUGCAAAGCUGUAACAAAGUCAAUGGAUAUCUAUUGAUCGAGGCUGAGAAAGUGAGUUCUAUCACAAAAGAAAAUCUUCUAAAAUUGUUAAAUAGUAAUCAACAGGACAGGAUACUCCCACUCUUAGUCUUCUAUUUGCUGAUAUUGUUGAUCCAAAAACAGGUGUUGCUGCCGAUGAAGUUCGUUGUCUCCUGGCAAUUGUUGCGUGUUCUUCAAGAUUUGAACAUGAGGAUUUACUCGCUA
This is a messenger RNA of Ascoidea rubescens DSM 1968, 691 nucleotides long. RefSeq lists its product as uncharacterized. NCBI's taxonomy places the organism in Eukaryota, Fungi, Ascomycota, Saccharomycetes, Ascoideales, Ascoideaceae. The transcript has a single exon. The coding region runs from base 149 to 328 and encodes 59 amino acids. The record is from RefSeq and is a predicted model, not a curated record.